Molecule: messenger RNA, 2654 nt
Organism: Drosophila novamexicana
Lineage: Eukaryota; Metazoa; Arthropoda; Insecta; Diptera; Drosophilidae
Gene: Pus7
Product: pseudouridylate synthase 7 homolog
Exons: 5
Coding region: 49-2109 (686 amino acids)
Biological process (GO): pseudouridine synthesis
Cellular component (GO): nucleus
Molecular function (GO): pseudouridine synthase activity; RNA binding
Source: RefSeq, a predicted model, not a curated record
UUGAUUAAAGAAGAAGAAAAACAAAAACGUACUAAAAAUUCGUUGAAAAUGGGCAAGGACCGCGGACGAGGACGUCGGAAUUUUCAAUCCAAACCGUACAACAAAAACAACUGGCGUGGUCAAAAGAAGGAGCAUGCCAAGCAUAGCAAUGGAAAUAGUCAUUCACAGCCGCGCAACAGAGCACCACAGCAAAAGUGUACUCUGCGCGAGAACCAAGUGGGCAUAACGGAAUUUACAAAUGCAGAAAUAGCUGGCUUUACGGGGAUCUUGAAAUCCAGAUUCUCCGAUUUCCAUGUGAACGAAAUUGACACCGAAGGGCACGUGCUGCAGCUGAACGAUCUCAAAGUGCCAAAGAUAGAAAUUGAACCUGUGGAGCCUUCUUUGCUGGACGAAUGGCGUGAAAAAUUGGCCACUGUUAUUGACGAUACCGUGUGGCAGCAGAUAGCUGACUUAUCCGCAGCCAAAUAUGAUGCCAAGUCUGACCAGAAUGUGGAUAUAAACGUUAGCAGCCUGACCAAGGAGGAGCGCACGCAAAUACAUCUCCUUGUUAAGCAGCUGUACAAGAGCAAACUAGUGUCCAAGACACUUGACCAGCAGCCGGAGCAACAGGUGCCCGCUGCCGAGGAGCAGAAAAUCAUACGCAUCUCAAAGCCCAAGCCAGGUCGCUCUGACAAUCGAUGGAACUUUCCUCAUGACUUUGUCUGCUUUUUGGUGCACAAAGUCAACAUGGACACGAGUGAGGUUGCCUCAACGUUAGCCAAUCGUUUGACGCUGCGUCCCUCUCAGGUGAAUUAUUGCGGCACCAAAGACAAACGCGCCAAAACCACGCAACGCUUUUGCAUCAAGCGUCGGACGCCCGAGGCUAUAGCCAAUGCGGCCCGGGGCAUGGGAAAUGUCUACAUUGGCAACUUUAGCUUUAGGCCCGAUACGCUGAAACUGGGUGACCUGAAGGGCAAUCGGUUUCGCAUUGCACUGCGCCACAUUACACAUCCGCGGGAGCACAUCGAGGCAGCGUUGCAAUCACUGAAGGAGCGCGGUUUCAUCAACUAUUAUGGCUUGCAGCGGUUCGGUAAUAGCGCCAGUGUUCCCACCUAUGAGGUGGGCGUGGCGCUGCUCAAACGCGACUAUAAACUGGCAUGUGAGCUGAUACUGAAGCCGCGCGACAACGAUGUGGAGUUUAUGCGUGCCAUACGCGAGGCCUGGUGGGAGAAUCGGGAUUCUGCUGCAGCUGCCGCCAAGUUCUAUGGCAAUAAAUUCAUUGAAAAGAAACUGCUGGAUGGCCUAGCCACAUACGGCGAGAACGAUUAUGCUGCAGCUCUUCGUCGCAUACCACGCAAUAUGCUGCUUCUGUAUCCUCAUGCCUAUCAGAGCCUGAUCUUUAAUCGCAUUGCAUCGCGACGCAUUAAAGAGUUUGGCCUGAAGCUAAUACCUGGAGACCUGGUUUAUGUUGAGGACGACAACGGUCAGGAAGUCAAAGCUCCAGAAGAGCCAGUCCUUCCAGCAGAAUCUGAGGAAAUGGUCGAAGAUGACUUGGAAGGUGAUGCCGACAAUUUGCUGGAAGAGGAGUCAAUAUUUAAACGCAAAGUGCGGCCAUUAAGCGCCGAGGACAUUGCCGGCGGAAAAUAUAAGCUGUCGGAUGUGGUGCUGCCGCUGCCUGGCUACGAUAUAACAUAUCCCAGCAACGAAUGUGCCGCUUGGUAUGAGGAAAUGCUCGCCGAGGUGGGCCUAAGCUCGGAGCAACUGCGGCACAAGGAGAAAACCUAUGCGUUAGGCGGUGCCUAUCGUAAACUGUUAAUACAAACGGACGACUUGAAAUGGAGUUUCCGCCGGUACAGCACACACGAGGACACUCUGAUCGCCUCCGACUGGGAGCAGUUAAAAAACAUUGAAGUAACACCCGAACCCGCUGAGUCAGAGGGCGAGUAUACGGCCCUGCUGCUGGAGUUCACAUUGCCAACGGCCGUUUAUGCCACAAUGUUAUUGCGCGAGUUAUUCAAGCAGGACACAUCGACAGCCUCACAAAUGCAGCUGGAACAGGAGGAAAUCACUAAGAAAUUGGCACAAGAAAUUCCGGCAACUGAUGCCGAGGCGCAGACGCAGCCAAUUUGAAAAAAUAACGUUCUCACUAAAGAAAAAAUCGAUAAGGAAAAUCAAUUUACGCGCGUUCCUCUUGUACGUGUUUGUGUGUGUCUGUGUGUGUGUGUUACUUCAAACCAACCACAACAAUAACAAUGCGCACGUGAGUGCACGCGCUCGUCCUCUCACGCGUACGCUCACGCUCUCCGUUGCGCUCUUGCUCUCUCUGGCUCUCCUUUUGUGUAGCGCUCUUUUUGCGGCCAGGACAAGCUUUGAAGUCCUAUUCCGUGGUUAUUAGUACGCUGACAAGCGAGAGCUUUGGACGCGCUGCGCAGUUCGCAGUUAACGUCGCCGUGUUUGUGCGUGUGCCUACAUAAAUGUUGUAAAAGGAGAAUAACAAUAACAAAUAACAAACGAAGUUAAGCAGAAACCAAUUUGUAAAUGAUAUUUAACCGUUAAGUUAUCGAAACAAAAGGAAAGCGCACAAGGUGAAUCAUACAACGUAUAUUAAGUACACACACACACACACACACACACAGACACAUUUAAAUAAGAUUUAGGCGCGUACUUUUCAAAAA